This is a messenger RNA of Neurospora tetrasperma FGSC 2508, 1173 nucleotides long. RefSeq names its product mus-8. Gene Ontology annotation, cellular component: HULC complex. The transcript has 4 exons. Gene Ontology annotation, biological process: protein polyubiquitination; proteasome-mediated ubiquitin-dependent protein catabolic process; DNA repair. Gene Ontology annotation, molecular function: ubiquitin conjugating enzyme activity. The record is from RefSeq and is a predicted model, not a curated record. The coding region runs from base 160 to 615 and encodes 151 amino acids. Lineage: Eukaryota; Fungi; Ascomycota; Sordariomycetes; Sordariales; Sordariaceae.
CUCCGCCCCUACAAAACAGUUCGUUGAUUGUCUCUUCGCUAUUCCAACCACGAAACCCAUCUCGACUUUGGACAAAAGUAUCACAUCGAUCCUACGUACUCCAUCAACCUUGUAGCUUUCUCUCCUGGGCCGACUUCAUCCCCCAUCACCAAAGCCAAAAUGUCAACCGCUGCCCGCCGCCGGCUCAUGCGAGACUUCAAGCGCAUGCAAACCGAUCCUCCCGCUGGUGUUUCCGCCUCUCCCGUACCCGACAAUGUUAUGACAUGGAACGCCGUGAUCAUCGGACCCGCCGAUACGCCCUUCGAAGAUGGCACCUUCCGCCUGGUGAUGCACUUUGAGGAGCAGUAUCCCAAUAAGCCUCCUUCGGUCAAGUUCAUCAGCGAGAUGUUCCACCCUAAUGUUUACGCCACUGGCGAACUCUGUCUCGAUAUCCUCCAGAACCGCUGGAGUCCUACGUACGACGUCGCGGCUGUUCUUACCAGUAUUCAGAGUCUGCUCAAUGACCCGAACACAGGAUCGCCUGCAAACGUCGAAGCCUCCAACCUAUACAAGGACAACCGCAAAGAAUACCACAAGAGGGUCCGGGAAACUGUUGAGAAGAGCUGGGAGGAUUGAAUAGUGACGACACUCAUCAUCUCGGGGCCCUCGAUGGCAAAAAGCCAAUGAUUGAUCUGGGUGCUGCAAGUCGGUGUUAAUAUUGCUCACUGGGCUGUUCGAUACAGAUCUCUUGGCUAUAUCAACAGUCAGUUGUCGACCGACGACGAGUUGCGAGAUGAUCCACAUUCGAGGAUACCCGGCGGUUUGGCCUUUUAGGGCGUGAGGGUGGAACGGAUGUCGUGAUAUUACAUUGCAUUUGGGAGGCGUCGUUCUUUCGGGGCGUUUUUGUUGUAUUUCAAAUAUCCGCAUCUCUCGCCUAUUGAUGGCUGAGAGUCAGCCUGCUUGUCUGCAAUGGAGAAAGCGGGAGUGCUUGGUUUUUCUCACUCUUUAGGGCGGUUGUCGGGUUUGGAGUUUAGGCGCUCGUAUCAUACCAACACAAGCAUAUCUGGCGGGGGCAGUCCCUGGAUACCUCAACUCACCCCAAAAAGCCCUAGAUAGCGUUCUUUUCCUUUGUCUUAGAGAUGAAGAGAUGGCAUAGUGUCUUUUAUUGCAAAAAGCUCACCAUGUUAUGUCGGC